Danio aesculapii is the source of this 1298-nucleotide messenger RNA. RefSeq names its product macrophage mannose receptor 1-like. Bases 1 to 747 code for a protein of 248 amino acids. Lineage: Eukaryota; Metazoa; Chordata; Actinopteri; Cypriniformes; Danionidae. The transcript is spliced from 3 exons. The record is from RefSeq and is a predicted model, not a curated record.
AUGGCUCAAACUCUAUAUUUCCCUCUUCUCCUCAUUGCUCUCUGCUCCAUAUCUGAAUGUGUUCAGCGUCAGUAUCACUUUAUAAAUGAGGAGAAGAAGCAGAAUGAAGCUCAGAGAUACUGCAGAGAGAAAUACACAGAUCUGGCCACUGUUGACAACAUGAACGACAUGAUCCAGCUGAACAAGUGUGUGAAUAAUGGAUGUGUCUGGAUUGGUCUUCAGAAGACGAGUCAUUACAAAUGGCAUUGGUCUUCAGGUGAUCCUGCGCUCUUCCUAAAAUGGGCAUCAGGACAACCAGAUGGCAAUGCUGAUUGUACUUUUAUAAGAAAUGGACAGUGGCAUGAUUGGCCAUGCACAAAGACGUGUUGCUUUAUCUGCUACAACCAUAAACUGAUUGUGAUCCAGCAGAAUCUGUCGUGGUCUGAAGCUCUGAGAUACUGCAGACAGAAUCAUGUGGAUCUGGUCUCGGUUCAGUCAGUGGAGAUGCAGCGUCGUGUGAUGAACGUGGUUAAACUGGCAUCUACUGAGGCGGUGUGGUUGGGUUUGCGUUACUCCCACAUUUUGGGCAUCUGGUUCUGGGUGAGUGGAGAGACCGUGUGCUAUCAGAACUGGGCUCUAGGGAACGGCACAUCAGAGGAGGACUGUGAGCCCACAGUGAGAUCUGGAGCAGUUCAGUCUAGAGGAGAUCAGAGCUGGAUCAGCCGUCCUGAAACUGACAGACUCAACUUCAUCUGCAGAAACUACUGAGAGUGAAGGACCUGUGUUUGAUUGUUUCAAACAAUUAAUGAUUUAUUUUUUGUACUGUUUAUAUAAUGUAUUGUUUAUUUUAAAAAGUAAUGGAAAAUUCUUUCAUUUAAACACAUACUGCAUGUAACAUUUAAUUGGAAAUUUAAAUUUACUUUUCUCUGUAUAUAUUUUUUGAAGAGCCCAUGUGUUGUGAUCGCCAGCUGGAGAUUGCUUCCUGUAUUCCUGCCGAACUACAUCUCCUAGAAGUCAAUGUACCAAACAACUCCUUCCACAGCUGACAAUAUUCUGAACACACAUAUACACACAACUGAAGCUCAUCAUCAUUGAUUAUAUGGACUAUUUAUAAGCCUCAAUUUCUCGCACAUUUUGCUAAAUCUUGUUAAUCAGCAUUUCUAAGCGCUUCUUUGUCCUGCAUGAUUGUUUUUUUUGUUUUUUUUUUUACCUUUGUUUUGUUUAUCGUUUAUGCUGUUAUGCUUCCUGUCCUGACCAGUUGCCUGUUUAUAUCUACUACUCUGGAUUAUUAUUAUUAUUAUUAUUAUUAUUAUAAUAAU